Messenger RNA from Perognathus longimembris pacificus (Pacific pocket mouse), 1540 nucleotides. RefSeq names its product prostaglandin E synthase 2 (gene Ptges2). Gene Ontology annotation, molecular function: prostaglandin-E synthase activity. Lineage: Eukaryota; Metazoa; Chordata; Mammalia; Rodentia; Heteromyidae. The coding region runs from base 1 to 1044 and encodes 347 amino acids. The record is from RefSeq and is a predicted model, not a curated record. Gene Ontology annotation, cellular component: mitochondrion. The transcript has 7 exons.
AUGGCCCUGGCGGCGAGGGCGCUGUGGUCGGGCCGGGGCGCCCGGGCCGGCCGGCUGGGUGGGCGGCUGUGGCCGCCGCUGCUCGCGCAGAGCCAGGCCAGCUUCGUGGCGUCGGCGGGGGGCCGGGGCCCGGCGGCCGCCACCCGCCAGGGGCGCCCGCGGCUGCUGGGGGCGGCGGCGCUGGCCCUGGGCGGCGCGCUCGGGCUGUACCACACGGCGCGGUGGCACCUGCGCGCCCAGCGCCUCCGCGCCCAACGCUCGGCCGUGCAGAUGUCCCUCUCCAGUCACCUGCAGCUGACCCUGUACCAGUACAAGACGUGUCCCUUCUGCAGCAAAGUCCGUGCCUUCCUCGACUUCCACGCUUUGCCCUAUGAGGUGGUGGAGGUGAACCCUGUGCUCAGGACUGAGAUCAAGUUCUCCUCCUAUCGGAAGGUGCCCAUCCUGAUGGUCCAGGAAGGAGACAGCUUGAAACAACUGAACGACUCCUCUGUCAUCAUCAGUGCCCUCAAGACCCACCUGGUGUCGGGGCAGCCCCUGGAGGAGGUCGUCACCUACUACCCUCCCAUGAAGGCCACGAACGACCGCGGCAAGGAGGUGACCGAGUUCUGCAACAAGUACUGGCUCAUGCUGGACGAGAAGGAGGCCCGGCGGAUGUACGGGGGGAAGGAGGCCCGCGCGGAGGAGAUGAAGUGGCGGCAGUGGGCCGACGACUGGCUGGUGCACCUCAUCUCCCCCAACGUGUACCGCACGCCCGCCGAGGCCCUGGCCUCCUUCGACUACAUCGUCCGCGAGGGCAAGUUCGGGGCCGUGGAGGGCGCCAUGGCCAAGUACCUGGGCGCGGCCGCCAUGUACCUCAUCAGCAAGCGCCUCAAGAGCAGGCACCACCUCCGGGAUGACGUGCGGGAGGAUCUCUACGAGGCCGCCAACAAGUGGGUGGCAGCAGUGGGCAAGGACCGGCCCUUCAUGGGGGGCCAGAAGCCGAACCUCGCCGAUCUGGCGGUCCUACGGCGUGCUGCGGGUGAUGGAGGGUCUGGAGGCCUUUGACGACCUGAUGCGGCACUCACACAUCCAGCCCUGGUACCUGCGGGUGGAGAAAGCCAUCGCCCAGGUCCCCCCGGCACACUGAGUGCCCGACUGGGCAAGGGCAAGGAGGCAGACGAGGCCAGCCCUGGCGCUGCUACGUGGGUAUGGGGGACCAGGGACAUUGACCUCUUCUCCACUCCGCCCCUAGCCCUCCACUACUGACACUGGACGCCUCUAGGUGCUGGGAAUAAGGCCCAGGUUCAGUUCCUGCCCACACCCAUGCUGAGGGUAACGGGCAGGGGAGGAGGGUCCCAGAGGGAGGACCUCCGCUCCCCGCCCAGCUCCGUGGCAUCAGCGCCCCCGUCUCCCUGUCCUGGGCCUCGGCUGGGGCUCCCCCCUGUGGAGGCUCACACUGAGGCCCCUCCCAGCCCCCUCCCCUUCUGGCACUUUCUUCCCAGACCUCCCCGUGGACUCUUGUCAUAUUUGCAAUAAAGGAAAUGUUUUUGUUGCCUGUUCA